AUGUGCUUUAUACUACCUGUCCCACGUCUCCCGCUCAGCAGGCUUCUCCUGGGCUCAGCUAUAGCUAUUCCCUCGCUGGGGACUGUGAUAUAUUACUGGGCAGAUCCACAGGAGCGAAGGAAGAUGAGGAUCCUACUGGAGGGCAUCAGUCGCUUCUGGAGGUCUCUGAUGAUUGGGUCUCGGAUCUCGGUGGAUUAUUGGUGGACGAGUCAUGUGACGCUGCGUGGGGAGGAAGAGAACAGUCCUCUGUUUGCAUCCGUGAUGUCACAAUGUCACCAGCGCGCUGCAGACAGAUUAGUGGAGGGGGCUGUGCAGAAUGGAGGACUCUACAUAAAAUUGGGGCAAGGGCUGUGCGCAUUCAACCAUUUGCUGCCCACUGAGUACACAAAUACUCUACGGGUGCUGGAGGACCGAGCACUUCCACGUCGUCCAAAUGAGGUGAAUGAGCUUUUUCUUGAGGAUUUCGGAGCUCCAGCUGAGAGUCUUUUCUCAAGGUUUGACCUUGAACCAAUAGCAGCUGCCAGUUUAGCUCAAGUGCACCAAGCGGCCCUGCACGAUGGGACAGAGGUGGCUGUAAAGGUACAAUAUAUUGAUCUCAGAGACAGGUUUGACGGUGACAUCCGGACACUAGAGCUGCUGCUGCGUCUUAUAGAGUUCAUGCACCCAACGUUUGGCUUCAGCUGGGUUCUAAAGGACUUAAAGGGCACCUUAGCACAGGAGCUGGACUUUGAAAAUGAAGGACGUAAUUCAGAGAGGUGUGCAAGAGACCUGAGAAGCCUCUCUUAUGUACGGAUACCCAAGGUGCACUGGGACCGCACCAGCAAGCGAGUCCUGACAGCGGAUUAUUGUGAUGGCUGCAAGAUCAGCAACGUGGAGUCGAUAAAGGAACGAGGCCUGGAGCUGCGUGAUCUGUUUUUCCUGUUACCCCCUGAUGGGCUUGUGCAGCUGUUUGUUCUGUUACCCCCUGAUGUGCGUGUGCAGCUGUUUGUCCUGUUACCCCCUGAUGUGCUUGUGCAGCUGUUUGUCCUGUUACCCCCUGAUGUGCUUGUGCAGCUGUACGUCCUGUUACCCCUUGAUGCGCUUGUGCAGCUGUUUGUCCUGUUACCCCCUGAUGUGUUUGUGCAGCUGUUUGUACUGUUACCCCCUGAUGUGCGUGUGCAGCUGUUUGUCCUGUUACCCCCUUAUGUGCUUGUGCAGCUGUAUGUCCUGUUACCCCCUGAUGUGCUUGUGCAGCUGUAUAGCCUGUUACUCCCUGAUGUGCUUGUGCAACUGUACGUCCUGUUACCCCCUGAUGUGCUUGUGCAGCUGUAUGUCCUGUUACCCCCUGAUGUGCUUGUGCAGCUGUAUAGCCUGUUACUCCCUGAUGUGCUUGUGCAGCUGUAUGUCCUGUUACCCCCUGAUGUGCUUGUGCAGCUGUACCUGUACGUCCUGUUACCCCCUGAUGUGCUUGUGCAACUGUACAUCCUGUUACUCCCUGAUGUGCUUGUGCAGCUGUACUUCCUGUUACUCCCUGAUGUAUUUGUGCAGCUGUACGUCCUGUUACUCCCUGAUGUGCUUGUGCAGCUGUACGUCCUGUUACUCCCUGAUGUGCUUGUGCAGCUGUACGUCCUGUUACCCCCUGAUGUGCUUGUGCAGCUGUAUGUCCUGUUACCCCCUGAUGUGCUUGUGCAGCUGUAUAGCCUGUUACUCCCUGAUGUGCUUGUGCAGCUGUACCUGUAUGUCCUGUUACCCCCUGAUGUGCUUGUGCAGCUGUAUAGCCUGUUACUCCCUGAUGUGCUUGUGCAGCUGUACGUACUGUUACUCCCUGAUGUGCUUGUGCAGCUGUACGUCCUGUUACCCCCUGAUGUGCUUGUGCAGCUGUACGUCCUGUUACCCCCUGAUGUGCUUGUGCAGCUGUACAUCCUGUUACUCCCUGAUGUGCUUGUGCAGCUGUACUUCCUGUUACUCCCUGAUGUGCUUGUGCAGCUGUACGUCCUGUUACUCCCUGAUGUGCUUGUGCAGCUGUACGUCCUGUUACUCCCUGAUGUGCUUGUGCAGCUGUACGUCCUGUUACUCCCUGAUGUGCUUGUGCAGCUGUACGUCCUGUUACUCCCUGAUGUGCUUGUGCAGCUGUACGUCCUGUUGCCCCCUGAUGUAUUUGUUAAGCUGUACGUCCUGUUACUCCCUGAUGUGCUUGUGCAGCUGUACGUCCUGUUACUCCCUGAUGUGCUUGUGCAGCUGUACGUCCUGUUACUCCCUGAUGUGCUUGUGCAGCUGAACCGCACAGCGCUCUGUAAGUUGUGGCGAUCCAUAGUACUUAGGAACCGACAAGACAUGGAAAAAUACUCAUCUGAGCUUGGUGUCAAAGAUUACUUCCUGUUUUGUGAGAUCCUUCUGCAGCGCCCUCUCUCGGUUCCUGGAGCCUUGGGGAGUUCCCUGACACGGGAGGAGACUAGAUAUAUGCAGGAAAUGGCACGAGACAACUUUGAUGACAUUAUGCGCGUACUUCGAGCACUCCCAAGACCCAUGUUACUCGUCUUCAGAAAUCUCAAUACUGUCCGCUGCCUGCACCUGAGUUUGGGAGCCCCAGCAAACCGCCAUAUCCUCAUGGCACGCAGUGCUGUGAAGGGCUGGAGGCGCCUGGCUGGGCAGAAUUCCUCCGGAGUGACUCGAUGGGUGUCUGUCACGUGGGAGAGCCUGAAGUUUGAGGUGGCCCUAAGGUGGGACAGCUUUAUUCUCCAUCUGACAUCUAUGCUCCUCCGCCUCCUGAUUCGGUUUGACUUUGUGCAAGAGAGCGAGCAGAUUCGGCAGUUCCUUCAGUCGUAGCUUCUCCCAUUAUCACCACAUUACGUGUCACUGAACUUCCACAGACAGUGAGAGCAACGGCUGGUUUUCAAGGCCAUCGUCUGCAGCAGAGAGCCAGGUCCUUCUGCCAGAAGAAACAACAUCCUGAGGGAACAAAGACCCCAACUGUGACCCUGUGAGGACCGUGACUUGUCCCAUGUGCCAAAUACCUCAUGUACUGCUGUGUCCAACUGUAACCUCUGCACUGAUAAACUCAUAGCUCAGUGUCAGUAGUGAGACGGCGGUUGUGACAAACCCGAAACUAUGCAAAUGCAUCUUUACAUAAAUAUCAUGACUAGGAUUCCUUAAAGGGACAUUAAACACUAAAGAAAUCAUUGCUUGAAUAAUGUAUUCAGAGCAAAGCUUAGCCUGAGAAUAAUCUGUACUAUUAGUAGUUUAACUUUACCAUUAUUAUAUAUCAGUAUUUAAUGUCCAUAUAGUGUGGGUGCCGCCAUAUUGUAACUUAGGUAACCUUUUCUGCUGAGGCCAAUUAGGAAUGGAUAUAAAUGGCUGGCUAGAGUGUGGGAUACAGCUGUGUCUGCACUGAUCAAAUUACAGGAAAGGGGAACAAAAUAAAGUAUAUUGCAAAGUUGUUUGACUACAUGUGAUUAAACCAUUUAUAUUAAGGUGUUUAAUGUCCCUUUAAAUAUAAUCUCAGUCUUGGACCACAUUUUGCAAAGUUUUAAAAUCUACGGACUUUAAAAUAAAAUGGUUUUAUAAUGUUUUUAAA
Bombina bombina (fire-bellied toad) is the source of this 3553-nucleotide messenger RNA. RefSeq names its product aarF domain containing kinase 5 (gene ADCK5). The transcript has 15 exons. The record is from RefSeq and is a predicted model, not a curated record. Bases 1 to 2805 code for a protein of 934 amino acids. NCBI's taxonomy places the organism in Eukaryota, Metazoa, Chordata, Amphibia, Anura, Bombinatoridae.